This is a messenger RNA of Coregonus sp. 'balchen', 32957 nucleotides long. Lineage: Eukaryota; Metazoa; Chordata; Actinopteri; Salmoniformes; Salmonidae. The record is from the annotation of a GenBank genome assembly.
GAAGGCGAUGUGGAGUCGUACGUUGAAGAGCCGGAGAGCAGCAGGGAGCUCCUGGAGAGGCUCAGGGAGCUGGAGGUGAGGCACAGGGAGGGGGAGGGCAGGGAGGGGGAACACAGAGCUCAUCUAGGCUAUAUCUCAAUUUGACUUUCUUUGAUUCCUCGUAUCCUGCCUCCUCACCUCCUUCUCAACUGUAUUGGAGGAGAAGCUCCAAGGUCCCUCCCCUCUGAAUUUCUUCUUCAAUGGGUUUUGAGAAGGAGACAUGGAGAGGAAUCGAGGAAGGAUUAAUUAAGAAAGAGCUGAAGUCUUGACCCCUGGAGCUGUUGACACUCUGGGUACAUUUGGGCCUUUUCUCAUUUGGGCAAAAGUCCGUCUUCCACCCUCUCUCCUCCGUACUAUCUUCUUUGUGACCCAGAAACCGAUAAAUGGUCGAGGAGACUGUCAAUUAGGCGAACGGAAGAGUGUCCUCCCCUCCUCGAUGGCAAACUUUCAUCAAGGAUAGUCAUGUGCAUCCUACCUGAGUCCUUCACGGAAUAGUUUUAAAAUCUGCCCCAACCUCUUUGAAUCAGCUUUUGUUUUGUCGGAGGGGAAAAUGAUGCAUACAUUUAAAAACAGUAUGCUACUUAUUGUUUUAUCUAUAAAAUGUCUUGCACAACUAGCUUCAUUUGUUUUUAUCACUUUACACAUUUACAGUGCAUUCGGAAAGUAUCCAGACCCCUUGACUUUUUCCUCAUUUUGUUACUUUACAGCCUUAUUCUAAAAUGGAUUAAAUACAACAUUUUCCUCAUCAAUCUACACACAAUACUCCAUAAUGACAAAGCGAAAACAGGCUUUUAGAAAUGUUUGCAAAUGUAUAAAAAAUUAAAAACAGAAAUACGUUAUUUACAUAAGUAUUGAACAUCGAAAUUGAACUCAGGUGCAUCUUGUUUCCAUUAAUCAUCCUUGAGCUGUUUCUACAACUUGAGUGGAGCCCACCUGUGGUAAACUCAAUUGAUUGGACAUGAUUUGGAAAGGCACACACCUGUCUAUAUACGGUCCCACAGUUGACAAUGCAUGUCAGAGCAAAAACCAAGCCAUGAGGUUGAAGAAAUUGUCUGUAGAGCUCCAAGACAGGAUUGUGUCGAGGCACUGAUCUGGGGAAUGGUACCAAAACAUUUCUGCAGCAUUGAAGGUCCCCAAGAACACAGUGGCCUCCAUCAUUCUUAAAUGGAAGAAGUUUGGAACCACCAAGACUCUUCCUAGAGCUGGUCGCCCGGUCAAACUGAGCAAUCGUGGGAGAAGGGCCUUGGUCAGGGAGGUGACCAAGAACACGAUGUUCACUUUGACAGAGCUCCUGAGUUCCUCUGUGGAGAUGGGAGAACCUUCCAGAAGGACAACAAUCUCUGCAGCACUCCACCAUUCAGGCCUUUGUGAUAGAGUGGCCAGACGGAAGCCACUCCUCAGUAAAAGGCAUAUGACAGCCUACUUGGAGUUUGCAAAAAGGCACCUAAAGGACUCUGACCAUGAGAAACAAGAUUCUCUGGUCUGAUGAAACCAAGAUUUAAAUAUUUGGCCUGAAUGCCAAGCGUCACGUCUGGAGGAAACCUGGCACCAUCCCUACGGUGAAGCAUGGUGGUGGCAGCAUCAUGCUGUGGGGAUGUCUUUCAGUGGCAGGGACUGUGAGACUAGUCAGGAUCAAGGGAAAGAUGAAUGGAGCAAAGGACAGAGAGAUCCUUGAUGAAAACCUGCUCCAGAGUGCUCAGGACCUCAGACUGCGGUGAAGGUUCACCUUCCAACAGGACAACGACCCUAAGCACACAGCCAAGACAACGCAGGAGUGGCUUCGGGACAAGUCUCUGAAUGUCCUUGAGUGGCCCAGCCAGAGCCCGGACUUGAACCCGAUCUAAUAUCUCUGAAGAGACCUGAAAAUAGCUGUGCAGCGACGCUCCCUAUCCAACCUGACAAAGCUUGAGAGGAUCUGCAGAGAAGAAUGGGAGUAACUCCCCCAAAAUACAGGUGUGCCAAGCUUGUAGCGUCAUACCCAAGAAGUCUCAAGACUGUAAUCUCUGCCAAAGGUGCUUCAACAAAGUACUGAGUACAAGGUCUGAAUACUUAUGUAAAUGUGAUAUUUCAGUUUCUAACAACCUGUUUUUGCAUUGUCAUUAUGGGGUAUUGUGUGUAGAUUGAUGAGGGAAGAAAACAAUGUUAUCCAUUUUAGAAUAUGGCUGUAACGUAACAAAAUAUGGAAAAAGUCAAGGGGUCAGAAUACUUUCCGAAUGCACUGUGUAUAUAUAUAUAUAUAUAUAUAUAUAUAUACAGUACCAGUGAAAAGUUUGGACAGACCUAUUAAUUCAAGGGUUUUUACUUUAUUUUUACUAUUUUCUAGAAUAAUAGUGAAGACAUCAGAACUAUGAAAUAACACAUAUGGAAUCAUGUAGUAACCAAAAAAGUGUUUAAAAAAACACUUUUCCAACAGUCUUGAAGGAGUUCCCACAUAUGCUGAGCACUUGUUGGCUGCUUUUCCUUUACUCUGCGGUCCGACUCAUCGCAAAACAUCUCAAUUGGGUUGAGGUCGGGGGAUUGUGGAGGCCAGGUCAUCUGAUGCAGCACUCCAUCACUCUCCUUCUUGGUAAAAUAGCCCUUACACAGCCUGUAGGUGUGAUGGGUCAUUGUCCUGUUGAAAAACAAAUAAUAGUCCCAUUAAGCCCAAACCAGAUGGGAUGGCGUAGCGCUGCAGAAUGCUGUGGUAACCAUGCUGGUUAAGUGUGCCUUGAAUUCUAAAUAAAUCACAGACCGUGUCACCAGCAAAGCACCCCCACACCAUAACACCUCCUCCUCCAUGCUUUAUGGUGGAAAAUACACAUGCGGAGAUCAUCCGUUCACACUGCAUCUCACAAAGCCACGGCGGUUGGAACCAAAAAUCUCCAAUUUGGACUACAGACCAAAGGACACAUUUCCACCGGUCUAAUGUCCAUUGCUCGUGUUUCUUGGCCCAAGCAAGUCUCUUCUUCUUUUUGGUGUCCUUUAGUAGUGGUUUCUUUGCAGCAAUUUGACCACACAGUCUCCUCUGAACAGUUGAUGUUGAGUUGUGUCUGUUACUUGAACUCUGUAAAGCAUUUAUUUGGGCUGCAUUUUCUGAGGCUGGUAACUCUAAUGAACUUAUCCUCUGCAGCAGAGGUAACUCUGGGUCUUCCAUUCCUGUGGCGGUCCUCAUGAGAGCCAGUUUCAUCAUAGCGCUUGAUGGUUUUUGCGACUGCACUUGAAGAAACUUUAAAAGUUCUUGAAAUGUUCUAUAUUGACUGACCUUCAUGUCUUAAAGUAAUGAUGGACUGUUGUUUCUCUUUGCGUAUUUGAGCUGUUCUUGCCAUAAUUUAGACUUGUUCUUUUACCAAAUAGGGCAAUCUUCUGUAUAUACAGUGGGGAGAACAAGUAUUUGAUACACUGCCGAUUUUGCAGGUUUUCCUACUUACAAAGCAUGUAGAGGUCUGUAAUUGUUAUCAUAGGUACACUUCAACUGUGAGAGACGGAAUCUAAAACAAAAAUCCAGAAAAUCACAUUGUAUGAUUUUUAAGUAAUUAAUUUGCAUUUUAUUGCAUGACAUAAGUAUUUGAUACAUCAGAAAAGCUGAACUUAAUAUUUGGUACAGAAACCUUUGUUUGCAAUUACAGAGAUCAUACGUUUCCAGUAGGUCUUGACCAGGUUUGUAUACACUAAAGCAGGGAUUUUGGCCCACUCCUCCAUACAGACCUUCUCCAGAUCCUUCAGGUUUCGGGGCUGUCGCUGGGCAAUACAGACUUUCAGCUCCCUCCAAAGAUUUUCUAUUGGGUUCAGGUCUGGAGACUGGCUAGGCCACUCCAGGACCUUGAGAUGCUUCUUACGGAGCCACUCCUUAGUUGCCCUGGCUGUGUGUUUCGGGUCGAUGUCAUGCUGGAAGACCCAGCCACGACCCAUCUUCAAUGCUCUUACUGAGGGAAGGAGGUUGUUGGCCAAGAUCUCGCGAUACAUGGCCCCAUCCAUCCUCCCCUCAAUACGGUGCAGUCGUCCUGUCCCCUUUGCAGAAAAGCAUCCCCAAAGAAUGAUGUUUCCACCUCCAUGUUUCACGGUUGGGAUGGUGUUCUUGGGGUUGUACUCAUCCUUCUUCCUCCAAACACGGCGAGUGGAGUUUAGACCAAAAAGCUAUAUUUUUGUCUCAUCAGACCACAUGACCUUCUCCCAUUCCUCCUCUGGAUCAUCCAGAUGGUCAUUGGCAAGCUUCAGACGGGCCUGGACAUGCACUGGCUUGAGCAGGGGGACCUUGCGUGCGCUGCAGGAUUUUAAUCCAUGAAGGCGUAGUGUGUUACUAAUGGUUUUCUUUGAGACUGUGGUCCCAGCUCUCUUCAGGUCAUUGACCAGGUCCUGCCGUGUAGUUCUGGGCUGAUCCCUCACCUUCCUCAUGAUCAUUGAUGCCCCACGAGGUGAGAUCUUGCAUGGAGCCCCAGACCGAGGGUAAUUGACCAUCAUCUUGAACUUCUUCCAUUUUCUAAUAAUUGCGCCAACAGUUGUUGCCUUCUCACCAAGCUGCUUGCCUAUUGUCCUGUAGCCCAUCCCAGCCUUGUGCGGGUCUACAAUUUUAUCCCUGAUGUCCUUACACGGCUCUCUGGUCUUGGCCAUUGUGGAGAGGUUGGAGUCUGUUUGAUUGAGUGUGUGGACAUGUGUCUUUUAUAAAGGUAACGAGUUCAAACAGGUGCAGUUAAUACAGGUAAUGAGUGGAGAACAGGAGGGCUUCUUAAAGAAAAACUAACAGGUCUGUGAGAGCCGGAAUUCUUACUGGUUGGUAGGUGAUCAAAUACUUAUGUCAUGCAAUAAAAUGCAAAUUAAUUACUUAAAAAUCAUGCAAUGUGAUUUUCUGGAUUUGUGUUUUAGUUUCUGUCUCUCACAGUUGAAGAGUACCUAUGAUAAAAAUUACAGACCUCUACAUGCUUUGUAAGUAGGAAAACCUGCAAAAUCGGCAGUGUAUCAAAUACUUGUUCUCCCCACUGUAUAUGUCACAACACAACUGAUUGGCUCAAACGCAUUAAGAAGGAAAGAUAUUCCACAAAUUAACUUUUAAGAAGGCACAACUGUUAAUUGAAAUGCAUUCCAGGUGACUACCUUAUGAAGCUGGUUGAGAGAAUGCCAAGCGUGUGCAAAGCUGUCAUCAAGGCAAACAGUGGCUAUUUGAAGAAUCUCAAAUAUAAAAUAUAUUUUGAUUUGUUUAACACUUUUUUGGUUACUACAUGAUUCCAUAUGUGUUAUUUCAUAGUUUUGAUGUCUUCAAUAUUAUUCUACAAUGUAAAAAAUAGUAAAAAUUAAGAAAAACCCUGGAAUGAGUAGGUGUGUCCAAACUUUUGACUGGUAGUGUACAUUCUCAAUGAAAUAAGCAUUAUAUUAAAUGUAUAACUUUAAAGCCUCUUAAUAUAGAAAAGAGGAGCCAACUGAAGAUUGCAGCAGAAAAUUGAUCAUUAUAUAUAAAAAUCAACAAAAAUCCAGAAAAACGCAUGUCAAAGAUGUUAGAAAUUGAUUUGCAUUUUAAUGAGGGAAAUAAGUAUUUGACCCCCUCUCAAUCAGAAAGAUUUCUGGCUCCCAGGUGUCUUUUAUACAGGUAACGAGCUGAGAUUAGGAGCACACUCUUAAAGGGAGUGCUCCUAAUCUCAGUUUGUUAUCUGUAUAAAAGACACCUGUCCACAGAAGCAAUCAAUCAAUCAGAUUCCAAACUCUCCACCAUGGCCAAGACCAAAGAGCUCUCCAAGGAUGUCAGGGACAAGAUUGUAGACCUACACAAGGCUAGAAUGGGCUACAAGACCAUCGCCAAGCAGCUUGGUGAGAAGGUAACAACAGUUGGUGCGAUUAUUCGCAAAUGGAAGAAACACAAAAGACCUGUCAAUCUCCCUCGGCCUGGGGCUCCAUGCAAUAUCUCACCUCGUGGAGUUGCAAUGAUCAUGAGAACGGUGAGGAAUCAGCCCAGAACUACACGGGAGGAUCUUGUCAAUGAUCUCAAGGCAGCUGGGACCAUAGUCACCAAGAAAACAAUUGGUAACACACUACGCCAUGAAGGACUGAAAUCCUGUAGCGCCUGCAAGGUCCCCCUGCUCAAGAAAGCACAUAUACAGGGCUGUCUGAAGUUUGCCAAUGAACAUCUGAAUGAUUCAGAGGAGAACUGGGUGAAAGUGUUGUGGUCAGAUGAGACCAAAAUCGAGCUCUUUGGCAUCAAUUCAACUCGCCGUGUUUGGAGGAGGAGGAAUGCUGCCUAUGAUCCCAAGCACACCAUCCCCACCGUCAAACAUGGAGGUGGAAACAUUAUGCUUUGGGGGUGUUUUUCUGCUAAGGGGACAGGACAACUUCACCGCAUCAAAGGGACGAUGGACGGGGCCAUGUACCGUCAAAUCUUGGGUGAGAACCUCCUUCCCUCAGCCAGGGCAUUGAAAAUGGGUCGUGGAUGGGUAUUCCAGCAUGACAAUGACCCAAAACACACGGCCAAGGCAACAAAGGAGUGGCUCAAGAAGAAGCACAUUAAGGUCCUGGAGUGGCCUAGCCAGUCUCCAGACCUUAAUCCCAUAGAAAAUCUGUGGAGGGAGCUGAAGGUUCGAGUUGCCAAAUGUCAGCCUCAAAACCUUAAUGACUUGGAGAAGAUCUGCAAAGAGGAGUGGAACAAAAUCCCUCCUGAGAUGUGUGCAAACGUCUGACCUUUGUGAUUGCCAACAAGGGUUUUGCCACCAAGUACUAAGUCAUGUUUUGCAGAGGGGUCAAAUACUUAUUUCCCUCAUUAAAAUGCAAAUCAAUUUAUAACAUUUUUGACAUGCGUUUUUCUGGAUUUUUUUGUUGUUAUUCUGUCUCUCACUGUUCAAAUAUACAGUGAGGGGAAAAAAGUAUUUGAUCCCCUGCUGAUUUUGUACGUUUGCCCACUGACAAAGACAUGAUCAGUCUAUAAUUUUAAUGGUAGGUUUAUUUGAACAGUGAGAGACAGAAUAACAACAAAAAAAUCCAGAAAAACACUUCUUUUUUUUGGCAACUCGAACCUUCAGCUACCUCCACAGAUUUUCUAUGGGAUUAAGGUCUGGAGACUGGCUAGGCCACUCCAGGACCUUAAUGUGCUUCUUCUUGAGCCACUCCUUUGUUGCCUUGACCGUGUGUUUUGGGUCAUUGUCAUGCUGGAAUACCCAUCCACGACCCAUUUUCAAUGCCCUGGUUGAAGGAAGGAGGUUCUCACCCAAGAUUUGACGGUACAUGGCCCCGUCCAUCGUCCCUUUGAUGCGGUGAAGUUGUCCUGUCCCCUUAGCAGAAAACACCCCCAAAGCAUAAUGUUUCCACCUCCAUGUUUGACUGUGGGGAUGGUGUUCUUGGGGUCAUAGGUAGCAUUCCUCCUCCUCCAAACACGGCGAGUUAAGUUGAUGCCAAAGAGCUCCAUUUUGGUCUCAUUUGACCACAACACUUUCACCCAGUUCUCCUCUGAAUCAUUCAGAUGUUAAUUGGCAAACUUCAGACGGCCCUGUAUAUGUGCUUUCUUGAGCAGGGGGACCUUGCGGGCGCUGCAGGAUUUCAGUCCUUCACGGCGUAGUGUGUUACCAAUUGUUUUCUUGGUGACUAUGGUCCCAGCUGCCUUGAGAUCAUUGACAAGAUCCUGCCGUGUAGUUCUGGGCUGAUUCCUCACCGUUCUCAUGAUCAUUGCAACUCCACGAGGUGAGAUCUUGCAUGGAGCCCCAGGCUGAGGGAGAUUGACAGUUCUUUUGUGUUUCUUCCAUUUGCGAAUAAUCGCACCAACUGUUGUCACCUUCUCACCAAGCUGCUUGGCGAUGGUCUUGUAGCCCAUUCCAGCCUUGUGUAAGUCUACAAUCUUGUCUCUGACAUCCUUGGAGAGCUCUUUGGUCAUGGCCAUGGUGGAGAGUUUGGAAUCUGAUUGAUUGAUUGCUUCUGUGGACAGGUGUCUUUUAUACAGGUAACAAGCUGAGAUUAGGAGCACUCCCUUUAAGAGUGUGCUCCUAAUCUCAUUUUGUUACCUGUAUAAAAGACACCUGGGAGCCAGAAAUCUUUCUGAUUGAGAGGGGGUCAAAUACUUAUUUCCCUCAUUAAAAUGCAAAUCAAUUUCUAACAUUUUUGACAUGCGUUUUUCUGGAUUUUUUUGUUGCUAUUCUGUCUCUCACUGUUCAAAUAAACCUACAAUUAAAAUGAUAGACUGAUCAUUUCUUUGUCAGUGGGCAAACAUACCAAAUCAGCAGGGGAUCAAAUACUUUUUUCCCUCCCUGUACUAUAUACAUUUUACUGACAUCAUGUAUUUUACAAUAGUUAUCUUUUGUUUGUUUUUAGUCUCAUCCUUCAGCUUUCCUCAACCCCUCCCAUCUAUCUCUGAAGACCACUAGUUUGAUUUCUAUUUGCCAUAUAUUUUUAACUCUGCUGUUUCACGAAAGUUCUGAACCUAUAUACAUUUUAUGGACGCAGUAUAUUUUACAUUAGUUAUCUUGUUGUUUGUAGUCCCACCCUUCAGCUCCACUGAACCAUCUCUUAACACCAUCCAUUUUUUUUUCUCCAUUUGCUAUAUAUUUUUCAACUGUGCUGUGAUGUUUCACAAAAGUUCAGAACCUUUCUAUUCUCAUAGUUUCUACAGAUUGUAAAUUAAAGAUACAAUUUUUGCCAAAAAUAUUAUUAUAUUAUUGGUCGAUUGACUAUGACUUUUCUAAUCACCCAGCAGUGCUUUUUGCAGAGUUAGCUCCAGGUAAAUGUUGCAAUUCUUCAGCCAUUUCUGGACCUGCGACCAAAAACAAGCUACAUAUGGACAGUACCAAAACAAAUGAUCUAAUGAUUUUGUCUCUUUGCAGCAAAAUCACAUCCCCCAUAUAUUUAACAUUCUUUUGGUUGCAAUAAUUUUGUAUAAUAAUUUAAAUUCAGCCAUGGAAUCGCUACAUUGAAAAUCUCUUCCCAACUAUUUUGCAAUCUAUGUCGCACAAUUGUCUUUAACCAAUUUUGGUCUUUAAUGCAGGGCCGACAGACAAGUUCCUUACUUUUUCCCCAUUCCACUUGACUCUUCUAUUUUGCGGUAAUGCUGCAAUUAGUUGGUUGUAAGUUUGGGUAAUGCAGAAAUGUCCAUAUAUUUUUGUUAGCUGCAAGUGUGACAUAACUCAACCAGUCCUAUUUAUGAUAUAAUUUAUAUAUACUUUUUUUUAUCAAUUAACCUCACUAUUAGUUGUAUUAUAUGUUCUGUCUUUUCUGGUGGAUUAAACUAAAAUUGCAACCAAUGUUCUUGUUUUAAAAAUCUAGAUAUUUUGCAGAUGAUUUCAUUUUCAAAUAACCGAAAGUGAGAGGUUGUAAUCAGAAUAAAGGGAAAAAGGCCAUUCUUGAACAUGCGGUGAGACAUUCUUACUAAUCUGCUAGAGAACCAGUUCGAAUUUAAGUAUAACUAUUGUAUGAUUUGAAGCCUUUAGUAAGAGGUCUAAUGCUUUAAUAUUUAAUAAUUUCUGCCCUCAGAAUUCAUAUUCAUUAUAUAAGUAGGCCCGUUUAAUUUUGUCUGGCUUGCCGUUCCAAAUAAAAUGGAAUAUUUGUAAUUCUCCUAACGCAGCACAAUGGACCCUUACAGCACUUUAAAAGUUUUCACAACACCUUAAAGUCUCCCAGCUCUCCCGGCCCUCAUCUCCUGAGCCCUAGUGGGAGAAUGAGAGGUGGGAAAGAAAGUGCUUUAAAACACUUAUUCUCAGAGCACCUGCUUGAAAACAGUGUUUAGUGUUUAUAAUCAUGCCACUGUGAUGGAGAGGGCUCUUACUGUUACUGUGGUUAAAUUCCCUUGGUUGAGGCCCUCCAACACUUAUAUGUUGCAGAAUCAGGUGACAGUCCUCUGCCUUCUUUUCAUGUCAGCCAGCCCACACUUUGUAUAGACGACACCAUUGAGACUUAAUACACGUAUUGCUCUCAGGUUGGGUAGUUGAGCGACAGAUUGAGUUUCAGACGUGACAUUAGGGUCACAAACACACACAUACAUGAACACACAUAAACACACAUACACACACACACACACACACACAGAGAAAGUCAAAUCCAUACACACACUCUACGAAGAUGAAACCUUCACAAAAUGUCACACUCUCUCACUGUCCCUAUUGUAUACACAGCGCAGCGGCGUAUUGAUGUGUGAAUCAGGCUGUAAUUGCUGCUGCGUCUCUUUCCCGUGCUGGAGUGUCUCUGGGUAAUAUCUCUGUAAUUAUAUUUAUUGUGAUCAUCUUGUUCUGCUCACUGAUGGCUCCACCACGCUCAAAUCAGAGGCAGAACCAAAUCUCAAUAAGAUUAUACAUUGAUUAUACAAUGACUUGGUAGGCGCUACAGGUCAAUGACCACCAAAACUGAACGUUUUUAAAACAGUUUUUCCCCUCCGCAGCAGUCAGAACCUUGAACUCCCUUCACUAGCCCCCCACCCACUACUCCAGGGAUCCUGCACUUUAUGGAUUUAUGGACUUUAUGGAUUAUUGAUAUUUAUGAAUUGUGGUGAUGCUAUUCUAGCUGCUUGGCACACAUUUGUGAAUGUAAAUCCUGCUGCUGAGGGAGGACGGCUCAUAAUAAUUGCUGGAACGGAGCAAAUGAAAUGGAAACCAUGUGUUUGAUGUAUUUGAUACAAUUCCACUCAUUCCGCUCCAGCCAUUACCACGAGCCUGUCCUCCACAAUUAAGGUGCCACCAACCACCUGUGGUAUACAGUGGGGGAAAAAAGUAUUUAGUCAGCCACCAAUUGUGCAAGUUCUCCCACUUAAAAAGAUGAGAGAGGCCUGUAAUUUUCAUCAUAGGUACACGUCAACUAUGACAGACAAAUUGAGAAAAAAAAUCCAGAAAAUCACAUUGUACAGAGGAUCCUCUUAAAGAAGAAGUUACAGGUCUGUGAGAGCCAGAAAUCUUGCUUGUUUGUAGGUGACCAAAUACUUAUUUUCCACCAUAAUUUGCAAAUAAAUUCAUUAAUGAAUUUAUUUGCAAAUUAUGGUGGAAAAUAAGUAUUUGGUCACCAACAAACAAGCAAGAUUUCUGGCUCUCACAGACCUGUAACUUCUUCUUUAAGAGGCUCCUCUGUCCUCCACUCGUUACCUGUAUUAAUGGCACCUGUUUGAACUUGUUAUCAGUAUAAAAGACACCUGUCCACAACCUCAAACAGUCACACUCCAAACUCCACUAUGGCCAAGACCAAAGAGCUGUCAAAGGACACCAGAAACAAAAUUGUAGACCUGCACCAGGCUGGGAAGACUGAAUCUGCAAUAGGUAAGCAGCUUGGUUUGAAGAAAUCAACUGUGGGAGCAAUUAUUAGGAAAUGGAAGACAUACAAGACCACUGAUAAUCUCCCUCGAUCUGGGGCUCCACGCAAGAUCUCACUCCGUGGGGUCAAAAUGAUCACAAGAACGGUGAGCAAAAAUCCCAGAACCAUACGGGGGGACCUAGUGAAUGGCCUGCAGAGAGCUGGGACCAAAGUAACAAAGCCUACCAUCAGUAACACACUACGUCGCCAGGGACUCAAAUCCUGCAGUGCCAGACGUGUCCCCCUGCUUAAGCCAGUACAUGAUCCAGAAGAGGAUUGGGAGAAUGUCAUAUGGUCAGAUGAAACCAAAAUAGAACUUUUUGGUAAAAACUCAACUCGUCGUGUUUGGAGGACAAAGAAUGCUGAGUUGCAUCCAAAGAACACCAUACCUACUGUGAAGCAUGGGGGUGGAAACAUCGUGCUUUGGGGCUGUUUUUCUGCAAAGGGACCAGGACAACUGAUCUGUGUGAAGGAAAGAAUGAAUGGGGCCAUGUAUCGUGAGAUUUUGAGUGAAAACCUCCUUCCAUCAGCAAGGGCAUUGAAGAUGAAACGUGGCUGGGUCUUUCAGCAUGACAAUGACCCAAACACACCGCCCGGGCAACGAAGGAGUGGCUUCGUAAGAAGCAUUUCAAGGUCCUGGAGUGGCCUAGCCAGUCUCCAGAUCUCAACCCCAUAGAAAAUCUUUGGAGGGAGUUGAAUGUCCGUGUUGCCCAGCGACAGCCCCAAAACAUCACUGCUCUAGAGGAGAUCUGCAUGGAGGAAUGGGCCAAAAUACCAGCAACAGUGUGUGAAAACCUUGUGAAGACUUACAGAAAACGUUUGACCUGUGUCAUUGCCAACAAAGGGUAUAUAACAAAGUAUUGAGAAACUUUUGUUAUUGACCAAAUACUUAUUUUCCACCAUAAUUUGCAAAUAAAUUCAUUAAAAAUCCUACAAUGUGAUUUUCUGGAUUUAUUUUCCUCAUUUUGUCUGUCAUAGUUGACGUGUACCUAUGAUGAAAAUUACAGGCCUCUCUCAUCUUUUUAAGUGGGAGAACUUGCACAAUUGGUGGCUGACUAAAUACUUUUUUCCCCCACUGUACGUUAAAUUAAUGUGGGUGAGUGUUUGUUGUAUGAAGUGAGACUGGGGUAUAUAUGUAUAUUAGUCACUUCAGAGCUACCGUACAGUACCGUAAACAAAUACCACCAACCUUGGUUGCGUAGCAAUAAAGUAUCUUUACUUAACUUUUUUUUUUUUUACUUUUACUUCACUCCUAAAGAAAAUGAUGUACCAUUUAAAAAAGUCUAAUAAAAAAUGUAGUCUAUUUCAGAAGAACAGAAUAGCAUAUUCUGUGUUGUCCUUAUGUUAGGUCGUGAUCUGGCUAUGCCAAAUGGCUGUGUGCUAGCUACACUGGUUCAUUUAGCAGACAAGAUUUGCUUAGAAUUCCAUGGCAUUAUUUUAUAGUAUAAAGAAUACAAUUGAACAAAGCUGAAUAAAAUAUACAUAUUUUCUCCAAAAGAUUUGAGGGAGUGCGCACAUGCGGCUAUUCUGUGUUGAGCAGUUAACAAAGAAAUAGGUACUCCUAUAUGCUUAAUUUAGAGUUAUUAAUGUUACUUUAGUUGUUCUACAAACUUUGGGCUAUAUGUUUUGAUUUUUAAUACAUUUUAAGGCUGCAUAAUGCGACUCUAAUGAUGAUUUGAAAAAAGUCGCUUGAAAGGCAUGAUCUAUGCUUUGUUUUUUGCGCAGGCUGUACACACUUCAUUAGUCUCUCAUUCACAAUUUGACAAGCACUUGAUUCAAGGCGGCAUCCCCUUUGUGACCGUAAUGCACCCUAAAAAAAUCCAUGCCUUUUGCGGCCAGUGGCCGUUGUGCCCUUCUCCCAUCACGUGAUCGGGUCUUUCUCACAGGUUACAAGUGAAGACAAGCACAUCGGGGACGCAACUGUGUGCGUCCUUAUCCAAUUCCAAGGUGCAUAUUAAAGAUAUUGGAAGAAUUGUCCACAUUUUAAUUUUCGUCAGCCAACAAGAUGAGUAGGCCUAACAAACAGCAAAAGCAAUAGACUAUGUCAAUCUACUAUCCCCCAUAGUACAAAAGUCGACCUAUUCUGUGCGAGAAAUAAUUAUUCCAAACAUAGUCUGGGACAGUUGUGGGAUGCAAUAUAUCCCAAAUUAAUACAACCACUAGCAUCAAAAAACCUUGUGGCUGAAGCAACAGAUCAGAACAUUUAGCUUAAAAUGUUGAUAAACUAUUAGGCUAUUUCUUCACAUUAUAAGCGCAGCAAAGGGCACAUGGCAGUAGGCUAUAAGCACGAAUGUUCCAUUAGCGGGAAAACACCAUUAUCAAAAGUGAUUGCAAAUGCGAUUAUGCAUGUGAUGCUUUUAUUAUAAAGGUGCAUUUUUAUGGUGAAAAUUAUCUUCCCCAAACUUGAAACUCCCCCACUGCUUAUGUAUGCCAGUUAGGCUCUAAAGCGGAUUAAUGUGCUUAAUUUUAAGUUAUUUGGCCACUUUAGUUGUGAUACAAACCUUAUCAAAACAUACAGGCCUAUGGGCUAGGCUACAUGAGGUGUGCGACUAUGAUUUGAAAAGUCGCAAAAUAAAGGCAGUUUCUUAUGCUGGGCAUCCUUCACAAGUGAUAAUAUAUCAUUCACAAGUGAUAGGCUAAUGUUGUCACCCAUCAGACUAUUCUUGAUUUAAUCUUUACAUAUACUAAAUAAUAUAUGUGUGAAAUUUGUUUUGAUUUAGAAUGGACCAUUAUCAUGCACCUGUCUCGAAACAGGGGCAGCGGGAAAAAAAGACAUGUCAUCUAUGCACUUAUAUAGCGAAUGGAGGACGCUUUUCCCGUGGUUGAUUUUCAUGCCAGCCAGGUAGGCUAUACUCCUGUUGUAGUCCCGUGUAGCUCAGUUGGUAGAGCAUGGCGUUUGCAACGCCAGGGUUGUGGGUUCGUUUCCCACGGGGGACCAGUGCAUUUUCGCCAGGCAUUACUGGAACCAUGUCGUCCAAAAUGUUAUACUUUUGAAUCAUCUGUCCAUAUAACGUUCUUCCAAGAGUCUUAAUGAUCAUCCAGGUGCUUUUUGGCAAACUUGAGUCAACUUUUUGGACGAGAUGGGUCCCAUUAUGCCUGGCGAAAACCAAACACUGCAUUCCACAGUUAGAACAUCAAACCAAAGGUUAAGCAUGGUGGUGGUGGUGUGAUGCUUUGCUGCCUCAGGACCUGGACGACUUGCCUUAAUAGAAGGAACCAUGAAUUCUGCUCUGUAUCAGAGAAUUCUACAGGAGAAUGUCAGACCAUCCGUCUGUGAACUGAAGCUGAAGCGCAUCUGGGUCAUGCAGCAAGACAAUGAUCCAAAACACACAAUCAAGUCUACAUGAAAAUGUUGCACAACAUGAUCUCUUGGGCUCUAAUGAAGUGUUUGAUUAGAUUUUCGAACACAUUUGCAUUGAUGUCAGAGUGAUUAGAGGGACAAUAGAGUGCUGAGUACCAGGCAGUUAGCAAGUUUGGUAUGCUACUAAUGACCAUCAGCAACAUCAGAGCUUGGAGAAGCCUAAUUACCGUGACUAAACAGUCACAUGGAAUUUGACUUCCUUCAUGACUCGUGACCACCUGUGUGGCGGUAAUACGGUCACCGCAACAGCCCUACUCCUGUCUUCCUUUUCAUCUCACUGUCACGAUCGUCAUAAUGAGUAGACCAAGGCGCAGCGUGAUAUGCGUACAUCUUCUUUAAUAGAGUCCUAAGCAACACAAUAACACCACAAAACAACAAACGAUACGUGAAGUCCUCGGUUAACAAAACACAACCUACACGGAACAAGAUCCCACGAAUCACAAGUGCACAAAAGGCUGCCUAAGUAUGGUUCCCAAUCAGAGACAACAAGCAACAGCUGAUUCUCGUUGCCUCUGAUUGAGAACCACCCCGGCCAACAUAGAAACACAUAACCUAGAACAGAACAUAUGAAACGAAACAUAGACACUAUACAAAGAAACUAACACCCUGGCUCAACAUAAAAGAGUCCCCAGAAACAGGGCGUGACAAUCACCAUCCACCAUUCCCUGAUCAUUGAACACUUGGGCCCAUCACAGCUUCUGUGACGCACUGUAGAGGGAGCAUUAAAUGUGUGACUGCUGUUUUGAUCUGCAACCACUGGUGGCUUAGGUGCCUCUGUUUCUAUGGAGACAUUUAUUUCUUAUUUCGCACCUUCUCUCCCUCUAAUGCCUCAUUCCUUUUUUAUUCUAAUCAGCCUGUUGUGCUUUCUCUUUUUUAUUUUCCCUUAUCUUCUUUCCUCCUACUAACUCUCUCCAGCUUGUCUCUGUUUCCCUCCUAUUUAAUUAUUUCAAUCUUUCAGAAUCGCUCUCCCCCCCCCCUUCGUUUCAGUCCCCCCUAUCAGAUCUUUGAUUUCAUCGUUGCUGUGGUGACACGUUCCUGCUUUUGAUCAUGGCGAAUAAGACACUGGCCGGAUUCUCUUUUUAAUGAGUUCACCAGUCUGCACCUAUUACAGCAAGGAGAAUAAUACAAUUAAAAUAAAUUAUCCUUGUUCAGAUGUAUCAAACCCAUUUGGAGAUCUACCGAAUAUUUUGCUCUUUUGUCUAUUCAUUCGCACUGUCAAAUUCUCCAUGGGGACAAUUGUGAAAUCAACUGAUUUGUUCAUUCUCGGCCACAAAGAAGCUUGCUCUUCUAAGUGUAGACAUUGAAAUGCACUGUGAUCAUAUGAGACGGGUGGGGAUUAAUCUCCCGAGGUUGAUCUUUGUUGUCAAAUUUAUGCUUUCGAUAGAUGUAUGUAAUUGGUCUCUCGCUCUCUCUCUUUUCUCUCCUUUCUCUGUCCUUUCUCUCUCCUUUGUAGGCUGAGAAUUCAGCACUGGCCCUUGCGAAUGAAAGCCAGAGAGAGGCCUAUGAAAGGUGUCUGGAUGAGGUGAGUUUUCAUAGUGUGACCUUCUCCUUCUCUAUAUGUUCUGUCUGUCUCUGUACCCACUACAUAAGUUGUCUCAGCUUUUAUACACUGCUAAGAUUACUACUCUUACUACUCUUAAGACUCAAAUCAUUCUCCAUUUGUGACCAAAGACUGUAGUAAAGAUGUAACUUUUAUUCUAUUUUUUUUCAGGUGGCCAACCACGUGGUACAGGCCCUUCUGAAUCAAAAGGUAAGACAUGGUGCUAGAUCACUGACGUUCAGACUCAACAGUCUAACAAGUUAAUGAGCAGUUAUUUUACACAACAAGUUUAGUGUGUGCGUGUGUGUGUUCGUGCCUGCGUGUGUCAAUGUGAAGGUUUGUUGAUUUGUGUUAUGUGUGUGUUUGUUCUAGGACCUGCGGGAGGAGUGUAUUAAGCUGAAGAUGCGUGUGUUUGACCUGGAGAGACAGAACAGAACCCUGACUGAGCUCUUUGCCCAGAAACUACACCCCCAGGCCAGCCGUCUGCAACAGGUACUGUGUGUGUGUGUGUGUGUGUGUGUGAAAUUGAUUUAUCUGUGAUGAUUUAGAAAUUACGCAUAAAUGAACAAGCUUUUCAUUUGGUUUCAGUUGCUUUAUUUUUGCAAAACUAGAAUGAAUGUGACAAGAUAAAGGAGUAUUAGUCAUGAGUACUGACAGACUGUUGUUGAAAGUGUGACCAAAGAAUGGAUUUAAGUCUGUCCGUCGGCUCUCGGAUCAUGUUGGGCUGUUAAUGAGAAUUUGGAUUUGAAUGUUAGUUUUUUCUAUCACGCAUCACAUCAAAAUGCCCACGGAGAAAAUAAUGUCUAUCCCAUUAAAUAGGAGAGACUAAUUUCUACCCGUGUGUGUGUAAUAUGCAUAUCUAAACCACUGGGGGAGAGGGAGAAUCUAUUUUCUGCCUUGCUUGUCUCCUGUUCAUUAUGAUUAGAUCGAUGUUUCAGAACACCAUCAAAGUAUGGUCCUAUGUGUCAUGCUGUUUCUGUUUACUACCUAAUAAGAACAGUGUUUCUGAGGUAAUCUGCUUUCAUUUGGGAGGGAGAUGAGAAGUUCUCCCACAUCUCUGUCACACUGAUCUCAUUGCUGUUGUUGCUUAGGUGAUUGUUGUCAAGGUGAAAUGUAGAACUGUUGUGUAGGCUAGUUUUAGAACUCUAUCACAUAUCCUCCAUGGCGUGUAGUGAGCUAUUCUAUGUUGAUAUAAAGUCAGAUAGAUGUGAGAUUGAAAUAUCACAAUGAGGACUAUGAUGCCUUGCUGUUCUUUUGGAUUUAUUUUACCCAAAUUGAUAUCUAAUAUAAAUUGUAGCAGACUAUAGCUUGGAGCCUGAAAGCUCCUUGGAGCUCUUACUCUAUCCAUUUCGGCCUUGUUGAAAGAAACCAAGGACAAAACCGCUAUUGUGAUGGUACAGGGUUUUAGAAUCCCCUGCUGAGAUGGUUAUACAACGACUCUCAAGUUUCCGUGAAUUUGGCUUCAAAAGAACAGAUGCAGAGAUUGUCUUGUCUUUGAUAAAGAUGUUCAGUGACCUUAGUCAUAAUUUGUCUUCUUCUUUGAAGUGUAUGACACUUGGCACCUCUCUCUCCCUCGCAACUUCUCUCCAUCUCUGUCCCUCUCCCUCCCUCUCUUUUUUCACCUCUGUUUGUUUACACCAACUCCCUCUAUCUUCUAUUAGUAUUUCAACCACUCCACGGUAGUGAGGGGAUAAGAGAGAGAGAAGCAAUCUGCUGCAGAAAUAUCAAUACAGCGUUUAAUCUAAAAUAAAUAACCCUGUAAUUGACAGGAGGGCAAAGUGGCACAUUCUAUUACUGUAAAUGAAAUGGAAACUGUCCCAAACUCCCCCAACCCCCUUCUCCACUCCCUCCCUCCCUCCCUUCUUCCCCAUGCCUCAAUUUUUCUGUAUUCUUCAGUCGUUCUCUUUGCAUCUCUUACCUGUGAGGGGAAAAAACCUUCUCCCCUCGCAUGCAGAGUAAGUGCCUCUUCCCCCGCCGUCACCUUUCUUUGUGAUGAAUAUUAUAAGGAAACCUGAUGCCAUCUCAAUGCCGAAGCAAUUUAAUUACUCAGCGCUAGGAUAGGAACGUAAAGAUGCUGGCCCGCUGCGGUAAUGCCAUUUUCGCUCUGUAUUAGGAGGCAGGUUAAAGGAAAUCAGGAGAGGGUGCAGAGAAUGACAAUAGUCAAUAUGGUGCCCUUACUGACAUUCCUCUUUCUCUGUUAUCUCCCAUUCCAGUGGCAGUUGGUGUCUGUCCCGGAGCACAGCACAGAGCCCCUGACCAUGGACAGUGACAAGCUGCUGGUGGCCCAAAAUCAGGGGGAACUCAAGGUGAGCAGCUAACCCACACACAAACCUUAACCCCCAACUAAAACUUCACUGACCAUGGAAUUAUGAAAGUACAGUACCAGUCAAAAGUUUGGACACACCUACUCAUUCAAGGGUUUUUCUUUAUUUUUUAAACUAUUUUCUACAUUGUAUAAUAAUAGUGAAGACAUCAAAACUAUGACAUAACACAUGGACUCAUGUAGUAACCAAAAAAGUGUUAAAUAAAAAAAUAUUCUUCUUCAGUAGCCGCCCUUUGCCUUGAUGACAGCUUUGCACACUCUUGGCAUUCUUGACACAAACCAGUGUGCCUGGCACCUACUACCAUACUCUGUUCAAAGGCACUUAAAUAUUUUGUCUUGCCCAUUCACCCUCUGAAUGGCACAAUUGUCUCAAGGCUUAAAAAUAUUUAUUUAACCUGUGUCCUGAUUUGAAGUGGAUUUAACAAGUGACACCAAUAAGGGAUCAUGGCUUUCACCUGGAUUCACCUGGUUAGUUCUGGUCAGUUAUUAAUGUUUUGAAUACUCAGUGUAUAACACAUACAGUGCAUUCGGAAAGUAUUCAGACCCCUUGACUUUUUCCACAUUUUGUUAUAUUACAGCCUUAUUCUAAAAUUGAUUAAAUUGUUUUUUUCUCUCACCAAUCUACACACAAUACCCCAUAAUGACAAAGCAAAAACAGGUUUUUAGGAAUUUUAGCUAAUUUUAUAAAAAUAAAAAAAGGAAAUAUUACAUUUACCUAAGUAUUCAGACCCUUUACUCAGUACUUUGUUGAAGCACCUUUGGCAGGGAUUAUAGCCUCGAUACUUCUUACAGUGCCUUGCAAAAGUAUGCAACCCCCUUGGCGUUUUUCCUAUUUUGUUGCAUUAAAACCUGUAAUUUAAAUGGAAUUUUAUUUGGAUUUCAUGUAAUGGACAUACACAAAAUAGUCCAAAUUGGUGAAGUAAAAUGAAAAAAAUAACUUGUUGCAAAUAUUUCCAAAAAAAAAUAACUGAAAAGUGGUGCGUGCAUAUGUAUUCACCCCCUUUGCUAUGAAGCCCCUAAAUAAGAUCUGGUGCAAUCAAUUACUGUCAGAAGUCACAUAAUUAGUUAGAUUGCACACAGGUGGACUUUAUUUAAGUGUCAGAUGAUCUGUCACAUGAUCUCAGUGUAUAUAUACACCUGUUCUGAAAGGCCCCAGAGUCUGCAACACCACUAAGCAAGGGGCGGCACCAAGCAAGCGGCACCAUGAAGACCAAUGAUCUCUCCAAACAGGUCAGGGACAAAGUUGUGGAGAAGUACAGAUCAGGGUUGGGUUAUAAAAAAAUAUCAGAAACUUUGAACAUCCCACGGAGCACCAUUAAAUCCAUUAUUAAAAUGUUUUAAGAAUAUGGCACCACAACAAACCUGCCAAGAGAGGGCCGCCCACCAAAACUCACGGACCAGGCAAGGAGGGCAUUAAUCAGAGAGGCAACAAAGAGACCAAAGAUAACCCUGAAGGAGCUGCAAAGCUCCACAGCGGAGAUUGGAGUAUCUGUCCAUAGGACCACUUUAAGCCGUACACUCCACAGAGCUGGGCUUUACGGAAGAGUAGCCAGAAAAAAGCCAUUGCUUAAAGAAAAAAAUAAGCCAACACGUUUGGUGUUCGCCAAAAGGCAUGUGGGAGACUCCCCAAACAUACAGAAGAAGGUACUCUGGUCAGAUGAGACUAAAAUUGAGCUUUUUGGCCAUCAAGGAAAAUGCUAUGUCUGGCGCAAACCCAACACCUCUCAUCACCCCGUGAACACCAUCCCCACAGUGAAGCAUGGUGGUGGCAGCAUCGUGCUGUGGGGAUGUUUUUCAUCGGCAGGGACUGGGAAACUGGUCAGAAUUGAAGGAAUGAUGGAUGGUGCUAAAUACAGGGAAAUUCUUGAGGGAAACCUGUUUCAGUCUUCCAGAGAUUUGAGACUGGGACGGAGGUUGACCUUCCAGCAGGACAAUGACCCUAAGCAUACUGCCAAAGCAACACUUGAGUGGUUUAAGGGGAAACAUUUAAAUGUCUUGGAAUGGCCUAGUCAAAGCCCAGACCUCAAUCCAAUUGAGAAUCAGUGGGAUGACUUAAAGAUUGCUGUACACCAGCGGAACCCAUCCAAUUUGAAGGAGCUGGAGUAGUUUUGCCUUGAAGAAUGGGCAAAAAUGAAUAGUGAAUAGUUACGCACGCUCAAGUUGUCUGUUUUUUUGUCUUAUUUCUUGUUUGUUUCACAAUAAAAAAUAUUUUGCAUCUUCAAAGUGGUAGGCAUGUUGUGUAAAUCAAAUGAUACAAACCCCCGAAAAAUCCAAUUUAAUUCCAGGUUGUAAGGCAACAAAAUAGGAAAAAUGCCAAGGGGGGUGAAUACUUCCCCAAGCCACUGUAGGUAUAACGCUACAAGCUUGGCACACCUGUAUUUGGGGAGUUUCUCCCAUUCUUCUCUGCAGAUCCUCUCAAGCUCUGUCAGGUUGGAUGGGUGUCGCUGUACAGCUAUUUUCAGGUCUCUCCAGAGAUGUUCGAUCUGGUUCAAGGCUCUGGCUGGGCCACUCAAGGACAUUCAGAGACUUGUCCUGAAGCCACUCCUGCGUUGUCUUGGCUCUGUGCUUAGGGUCGUUGUCCUGUUGGAAGGUGAACCUUCGCCCCAGUCUGAGGUCCUGAGCGCUCUGGAGCAGGUUUUCAUCAAGGAUCUCUCUGUACUUUGCUCUGUUCAUCUGUCCCUCGAUCCUGACUAGUCUACAAGUCCCUGCCGCUGAAAAACAUCCCCACAGCAUGAUGCUGCCACCACCAUGCUUCACCGUAGGGAUGGUACCAGGUUUCCUCCAGACGUGACGCUUGGCAUUCAGACCAAAGAGUUCAAUCUUGGUUUCAUCAGACCAGAGAAUCUUGUUUCUCAUGUUCUGAGAGUCCUUUAGGUGCCUUUUGUCAAACUCCAAGUAGGCUGCGGGCGACCAGCUCUAGGAAUGAUGGAGGCCACUGUGUUCUUGGGGACCUUCAAUGCUGCAGAAAUGUUUUGGUACCCGUCCCCAGAUCUGUGCCUCGACACAAUCCUCUCGGAGCUCUACGGACAAUUCCUUCGACCUCAUGGCUUGGUUUUUGCUCUGACAUGCACUGUCAACUGUGGGACCUUGUAUAGACAGGUGUUUGCCUUUCCAAAUCAUGUCCAAUCAAUUGAAUUUACCACAGGUGGUCUCAAAUCAAGUUGUAGAAACAUCUCAAGGAUGAUCAAUGGAAACAGGAUGCACCUGAGCUCAUAGCAAAAGGGUCUGAAUAUUUUUUAUAUUUAAUCCAUUUUAGAAUAAGGCUGUAACGUAUCAAAAUGUGGAAAAAGUCAAGGGGUCUGAAUACUUUCCCGAAUGCACCGUAUAAAUUGGAAUUAUAGGAUCUCUAUGACUGUGACCCUUAACCCAGAUCUCAAAGACAAUCGUAAACCCCUUUCCACUAUCACAAUGGAGACUGUCACAAUGUCAGUCAGCCCUCUGUGCCACCUUAUGCAGCUCAGCAAAGUCAUAUUUGGCUUACCUGUGCUUCACCAGCGUUGGACCCCUGCUGUUAGUAAUCACAAUGUUGAUUUUCAUACUUGUGUGUUCCAAGGAGGUCCCCCAGUGACCCAAGUCCGACAUUCCCAUUCCCAGUAUUAAUUGAACCACAAAUCCAUAUAAUUUAAAGGGGCUUGGCUUGCUCAAUGUUCUAGCGCCACCAUUCAAUUUUCUGCAGUGAAAGUUCCUCUUGUUUUUCCCCUCAGCUCACCUAAGUACCCACAAUGGCUCUCACUGCGCCCCUCUGUAAUGUUCUCAAAAUAGGCAGCCGUAAUCGCUGCCCGAUGAGCAGCACUAGACUCCUGCUGACAAAUGACUGAGAAACAAGUGGAAGAAAGGAAAGAGAGAGACCCAGUCAUUUCAACACUGAGGGUAACUGAUUGGUUUUAAUUGUCAGGCAGGGACAGAGGUGUCAAAUUGAAUAUAGAUUUUUGUUUCCCUCUGAACAAACACUCAACCUAUGCACUCCUUUCUUUCGCUCCCUCCGUCUCCUCUCCUCCAUAAUUCUGUGAGGGAGAGGCUUUAUUUCCAUCAGACCUCCUUGGGCAGUGGUUUCUCUCUGGCCCAAGUCUCAAAGCAACCCAGCCAUCAUCCCAUAGUCUCCAGAUUGCAUUUUGUAUACCCUUCAUAUAUCCCUGGGGUGUUAAACAAGAAUGUAAUGAGGGGGAGAUUUUGGGUCAAUUUCUAGUUAAUGCAGUACCCCUUUAGUGAGCCCAUAACACUAACCCGUGAAGUCCACUGUUGAAAGGCUGCUUUGGAAUAUAAAGGCUCUCUCAGGGAUAAUGGGAGCUGCUUUAUCUCAAUCCAUAUGCUAUUUCUUCUCUCCAGAGCUUUGGAUAACCAGCUAAUGCAGCAGCCCCUAGUCUCUGUGGUCUUAAUGAACCAUGGGUAGACUAGAUAAAUGUAUUAACUGACUGACUGACUGAAUCCAAUACAGUUCAGCUCCCCACCCCCACAUCUUCAGCUAAGCUCUGCACCGCUCCCAACUCCCCCUAGCUCCACUGAUCCAGGUGCAGUUCCCAUCCAGAUUGUAUAUACAGUGCCGUGAAAUAGCGGUUGCCCCCUUUAUGAUUUUCUUUUUUUAUAUAUAUAUUUUUGACACUAAAUGUUAUCAGAUCUUCAACCAAAAUCUAAUAUUAGAUAAAGGGAACCUGAGUGAACAAAUAACACAAACGUGAUACUUAUUUAAUUUAUUUAAUAAACAAAGUUACGCAACACCCAAUGCCCCUCUGUGAAAAAGUAAUCUUCUGUUCUCUAUCCAUGGAAUUAGUCCUCUGCGCCACCAGGAUGGAGCUAGCAUUUUUUUUACCUUACAAAGCUGUUCAUUUUAGUCUAUUCAAACGGACCCCAUUUCAAAGGAAACAAGCACUCAUUAAGAUCAGGUGUGGCCAAUUAGUGGGCACAGCCAACACACCACAACACACUUAACAAGAUAGAGGAUAUAGAGAGUGUUGUUGAUGCUGAGAACGGAAAGUAUAUGUUUUUAAAUAACAUUCUUAGAACGUUCUCUGAACUUUACAAAAGUUUUAUUGUGGUUUUUAUGGAAAGUUUUCUUAACGUUCUCGAAGUACUGAAAUUCCCACAGAAGAACGUUUUUUGUUAAUGUUCUUGGAACAUAUGGUUCUCAGAACGUUAUGUGCAGGCUGGGUGGCUAACCACACUCAGAGCGGAGACAAACAAGCAGCUAAUGGAGGAAGUGAUUUCUGCACAGGACAGGAGUGAUUUUUAUCGGGACGGGACAGGAACGUUCUGUGGUUAUAGAACUGUUGCGGGAUUAGGAUAGUACGGGAAAAGAAUGGACAGGACAGGAAUGAAUUUUCACUCCUGUGUCAACCUCUAAUUGGCACCUUUCCAGGAAGAGGGGAUGAGGAGGGCGGAAGAGAGCAGAAUACAUUUUCUCACUGAUUACAGAAUUAAUUGCAUCUUUAAUUAAAGAUAAAGACAGCUUCCUAAGGUUGGCAGGCCAUGUGUAACCAAAGUGGCUUCAGUCGCCUCUCCACUCUUCUCUCCUUCUCAAUCUGUCAUUCAUUUAUUCCUCCCCCUGUCAGGACUAGGGUGCUCAGAAUUCUCAGCAUGUCCUCUUUUGCUGUGACACAGAGUCAUUGGUGACUUGGACAGUUCACUUGAAACAAGUAUAUUCAUUUGAAACAUGAGUUGCAGGCCCUCUCAAAAAGUAAUUAAGUAUCCAAGCAAAACCAGAGUAAAAAGGAACCUCCACAAUCGAGUGUCAACAUGAAAUCAAUGCAUAUGACUCCUGGUGCACUGUGCACAUUUACAUUUACAUCAUUUAGCAGACGCUCUUAUCCAGAGCGACUUACAAAUUGGUGCAUUCAACUUAUGAUAGCCAGUGGGACAACCACUUUUUUAUUUUUAUUUUUAUGGGGGGGUAGAAGGAUUACUUUAUACUAUUCCACGUAUUCCUUAAAGAGGUAGGGUUUCAAGUGUCUCCGAAAGGUGGUCAGUGACUCCGCUGUCCAGGCGUUGUGGGGGAGCUUGUUCCACGCAAUGUGUUAGAUGUUGGAGGCAGUGUGCACUUCUUCAGUUUGCAGCCGUACUGUACUUAACUUGAAGUGUUGUUCUUAGUUUGUGUUGUUUGAUGAAGAUGUAACAAACUUCUAACCUAAUGUCCUUGUUUAUGCAGAGCAAUGAGGACCGCACACAGAACGGGUCAGCCUGCUCGGCCCGGGCCCCUGCCACCUCCAUGGAGGCCCUGUCUCCAUUCUUCAAGAAGAAAGCACACAUCCUAGAGGUCCUGCGCAAGCUGGAGGAGUCAGACCCACUCAAGUUCCACCCCUCCUCCUGCCUGUCCCAUCACCACGACCUGGGCCAGGCGCUGGUCUCCAUGGAGAGAGACCAGAUGUCCCUGAUGUCCUCUGGGGGGUUACCUGCCCCACAGCGCCUGGUGGCACACCCAUCGUCACACUGCCGCCACUCCAGCUCUGACUCGGACAUCCACGAUUACGCCAAUGGCGAAGGGGCUCUCCAGGAGGACCAUGCCCAGCAUCAGCAACAACAACACGGGGGCUGUCAGUCCUGCCACAUACUCUCCCAGAAGAGCAACCUGGACAGCCUGCUGAAGUGUGCCCAAGGCCAUGGUACCUCACACCAGGCCAGAGUGGAGAUCCUUAACGGGCAGGCCUGGGCAGAGGACCAGGGGGCGUCAGCACAGAGGACAGACCCUCCCCAGGCAGCGGCUCUCCCCCACCUCCUCUCUGCUGACAGCACAAACCAGUGCUACAUGCACAAAACAGCAUUGGACUCUCUAGAGCGCACUCCAGAAGGUCUGGGUUCUUCUGAUCCUUUCCUCUCCUCGUUAAUCCAAGCCAACCUCAACGGGAUGCUAGGGGAGGAGCCGAGGAAGUUACAAAGACACAAAGAUGAGCAUCCGUCCGGCAAACAACCUCCUCCGCCUCGGGCGGAUGUACAGCCCUCUCACGGAGAGGAUGUGAAGCACAUAAAGGCUGUCAUGGCAACGUCGCAGAGCCAGAACGAGGACAGUCCAGAGGAGGGCUGCUACCUGGAAGUAGAGGCAGCAGCGGCACACAAUGUGAACAACAGCCUGCACUCUUCUACCUCACACACAGACCAUGUUGCCAUGGAGACAGACCCAGGGUAUCCCGAGGAGCAGGAAGUGAGUGAUCAGAUCAGCAAUGGGCUCUACUUCUCCUCCAAUGAGACGUCUGUCUCCAAGAAGGUGGCGGUGGAGUCUUACUCUCCAGCCCCAGUGCCUGAGAGGACCAGCUCAGCUCAGGCCCUGCCUCCCUCUGGGAAGAGCAAGCUUGCACUCAGCCCCACCACUCCCUCCUCAGGUCUGGGUGAAGUCAAGCCCUCCCCUAUCUCCUCCCCGUCCCGGCUGCUCAAGUUCCUGAAGAUCCCUACGGGGAUCAACCAGGCACAACCAGGCAACCCCCUCCGUUUAAGUCCCCAGCUCACCCGCAGCUCCAAGAUCCCCUGCAGAAACAACAUCAACUAUGAGGUGUACCACUCUCCCGCCCUGACCCGCAAAGCCACCACCACGGAGAGGGAGAAGCAGCCAUCCUCAUCCUCCUCCAAAACAGACCCCUACCCUGCCACGCACUCCGCCCCCACCUCCCCACCCAAACCAGAGGACAGUGCGGACCCCACUCCCAUGGCCAAGGAAAUUGCUUUCAGCAGCCACUCUGCGCCCAAACCCAGCCUCAGCACAAAGGCACCCCCCUCCACCGCCCCUCAUGCACAAAGGGGUUCUCAGAAGGUGCCCCACUACGAGAAUGUCUGCCCCUCAGAUGGGACGCCCCAGUUCCUGGAGGGUCUUAAGACGUCCCAGUACCUCCCUUACCCCCAACCUGAGGGGCCUGUAGAGAAGCAGCGUCAGCAAGAUGAGAACCUCCGCAGCCCCUCGUCUUCACAGUACCCCGACUCGUCCCCAGGUACAGCUGACCAGGACUUCUCUGACCAGGACUUCUCUGACCAGGACACUGACUCAGAGAGCCCCGUCUGGCACAAGCCAAACCAACACUUCAGCCUCCCCUCCUCGUCCUCCUCCGCCGCCAGUAAAGCACACAGUAGUCGCCCCAGCUACUCCAGCAUGAGGGACAGGCACCAGGAGGUCCGGGCAACUCUGGAGCCCAGCCAAGAGAACUGUGAACCUGCCCAGCCAAUCCAGUCUGCAGCCAGGCGAGGUGACCUGUCGCCUGGGUACUCCACCCCCAAGAGACUGGUGCAGGGCAAUCCCCAGAGUGAGUCCAGUCACCACCCCUUCAAAGAGCGCCUGGCUGCUUUGGGAAAACUGAAGAGCACAGAGGACUUGCCAGUAGGUGCACAGUCCGUGGACAAGAAGGAUGCACAAAGUAACGUAGGUAAACCCCCCACCAACAAUAUUGAGAAAAGCAAGACCGCUGAAAGGCAAGGUGAGAGAACUGGGGCAGAGCAGCACAGAAAUCAGAAAUACACUGAUUCCCUGGAUGGGAAGCCCUACCCCAAAACCAGCCUCGGCAGUCACCCUAGGGUGCCAGGUCCAAUACAUGAAUCGGGCGCCAAAUCUUCAGCUACCCCAUCAUCGAUACCCAAGGGAGAGCAGGAGACACCGUUUUCUCCCAGGAUAUAUGUAGCAAAAGCAGAGGGUCCAAAGAUCAAGAUGGGCACAUCAUCCUCCAACACAGAGACUCCUCCAGUGGUGCGGAGCUAUGGGAAAUGCCCCAUCACCCAGAGCCACCACAGUAAAUCUGCCCCCAGCCCCCAAAACAGCCCCACUAAAGUCCCGUCAAAGUCCCCUUCAAAGGUCGGCCAGGCUUCCUCUUACCCCAGAGGGGUCAAACCCAUUCAUGAGGACCGUGCCCUGGCUCAGAGACACCCACUUCGGCCGGAGGACAAAACCAAGCUCACAGCUGGCAAGAAGAAGACCUUUGUCCAUGCAGAGAGCUUCCCGCCUCCUCCUCCUUUGCCACCGCGGCCAUCUACUGAAGCCAUCGCAAAAGAGGACAAGAAGCCGUACUCGUCUGGCCCACCCGUGCCCCAGUCUGCCAUUGAGCAAAAGGUAAUGCGCGGCAUCGAGGAAAACAUGCUGAAGCUGCAGGAGCAGGACCGGGGCCAGGCAGCCGAGCCAAAGCAGAAGGCCUCCAAUGGCAUUGCCAGCUGGUUCGGCCUGAGGAAGAGCAAGCUCCCUGCCCUCAGCCGCAAACCGGAAGUGUCCAAGCUCAAGAUCAACAUGUCCUCCUCUCUUUCGUCAUCCUCUGCCUCUGGCGGAGGGGCUAAGGACCCAAAGACAGGUGGUCCCCAGAAGGUGGUGGAGAGCCUGAACAUCUCCAAGCUGAUGGAGAAGGCAGAGGACCUGCGGAAGGCGCUGGAAGAGGAGCGGGCAUAUGUGAACAGGGUCGGAAUGGACCGCUCUGGCAGAGGCCACUCCUGUGAGGUGGUGAUGGACCAGGCCCAGGGCCAACUGUCACUCAUGUACAGAGGAAUGACAGCAGAGAACUUCAUGCAGCAGCUCCUCAACAGGUAAAAAUGAUAUGUAUUCUUAAAUAACCUGAUGAUUUACCUGAGAAUUAAUUAAAUACAUCCAAACCCUGGCUAGGAUAUAUUAGACUGGGGCUAUGAGUGUACUAAAUUUGUGAUCAUAAGAUAUUUAUCAAACUUGGCCAGAGGGAUAUAAACUCUUUCUCAUAUGAUUAUAUCUUAUCAAAUUGGAUUUGUAAAUAGAGUUUAAUGUCGAAAGCUAGUUCCCCUAUGAGUUUGUUGUAACGUCUUCCUUCUUAAGUCCCUCGACGUCUUGUUCUGGAAACAGGGUGGACGAGAGGGGAGCUAUACCUACCACCUUUGGAAUGGCACACAGACGCCUCUCCUUUGACUCUAAGAGGUCGCGGCCCAACUUCAGUCACCAGAGGAACGGGAUCAGCCACACCAAGAGCAGGGUAAACUAUUUUCUCUCUGUCGUAUUCCUCUGAUACACUAUAGAAAGAUUAAUAAACUACACAUGUAGUGUCAGUGGUAUAUAUGAUUGUCAUUAACCCUUGCUGGUUCAGGGUUCAGAUAUGAUCGGCAAGGAUGAGGUCACAUCAGACGAGAGCUUGGCAGAGUCCAUUAGUUCUCAGCACUUUACAGGUGAGAGUAGCAUGAUGCUGAGUCAUAAUAAUGUCAGUCAUCCAUUUUCCUUGACUAACUCUGCCCCUGACUCUAGUCUUACUUAAUUGUUCCUUCCUCACUGUUUAGGUUCUGGGGCCUCCAUGCGCACCCUCGACAGUGGCAUCGGCACGUUCCCCAUGCCAGACUAUGCCAGUAGCGUGGCAGGGAAGAGCAUCCCUAAGGGGAAGCCACAGGGAGAGCAAGGGUUUUCUUGCUCCCAGGGGAAACAUGGGGCCAUGAUGAAGGUUCCGCGUAAGGCCCGUACACUGGAGAGAGAGCUGUCAUCUCUGGACGAAGUCAACCCGUUUGUCCUGUAUGGCUCAGGGCUGGAGGGAAAAGGUCCCAACAUGCACCUGUCCAGCACCAUCCAAGAAGGUAAGCUUGGACUCUUGGACUUUGUAUUCCAAUAGGACUUGUUGUGUUCCCAUAUAGACCAUUUCAAUGCUGACAUUUUUCAUAAAUGGUUUAGAUAUGGUUGCGAAAGUUCAUAUUUUAUCAGUUGUGUUAAUAUAAUGAUAAAUCCUGCAAAACCAAUAUUUUGUGGCUCAUUAAAACUGGAUCAACUAUUCACACAAGCUUAAACCUUCAACAAAACACCCGAGCUACACUCUUUUCUUUUUACAUUUUGAAUUUAAUUUGCUCUUAUGCAGACAUAGAUGCCUACGGAGCUCAUAUGCAAAAUCCCCCCACCAAGAACUGGACCUUUCCCAAUCUGAAAGGCUCUGCGGGAGCCACUGAUGUUUACUUGGAAGUGCAGGGAGACCUGGGCAGCCAGGGGACCCCAUCCAGAAGGGUGAGUGAGUCAGAGAGUCAUCUCCAUCCUAACAAUAACUUUUGAAGAAGACAACAUCUGUGCUGUGCUGACGUGACAUCUUUUUCAUCUAAGUUGAAAUGAUGAAAGUGCCGCUCUUUAUUCAUAUUUUAAGAGAUAAGGCCAAUAGAAAGACAGCUGGGGCCUUGAUCACUGUCGCCUGUCAGUUGUCAACCCUUGUCAGCACUUGAGAGAGAGAGAGAGAGAGAGAGAGAGAGAGAGAGAGAGAGAGAGAGAGAGAGAGAGAGAGAGAGAGCUAACUUUCGACUCUCUCCCUUUCAAUGGGCUGCGUUAAUGGCAGCCUGGACUGAAAUGCACAGAAAGUCCACAGCUUUUAACACCAAGCAAAGAAAUGUGUGCAUUUUAACAGCAGCAGUGUUUCCAUCAAACUGGCUUGUUACGAAUGAAGAGCUGUGCGUAAUGACUUAGUGCACAUAAGAAGCACUUUGUCGUAAAAACCUUUCAGAAGUUCUAUGUGUUUCCAUCCCAUUUGGCAUAAAAAGUAAUGCGAAAAACAGAAAAUGUGCCCACUUGGCACAGGUACUCUAGAAAACAGCUCAUUAAUACGGUGCAGAGGGUACAUGAUGAGAUUAUGAAUAAAAGCUAGAUAAUUUUUAUUUGUCAAUUGGCAGCUAAGCACCGAUCAUCAUGUCACCAGCAUACAAAUUAACUCUUUACACUCAUACCCAUAUACGGGUUGAAAAUGGCAGAUUUGGGCACUAAUACGCUCCUAAAUUGGAAUGUAGUGGCUGUACAGUAACAUGCUACACAUGAUGUCAGAGCUCUGGCUCUGCGUUUCACAGCGCUGUAUGGGUUUUGCCUGGAAACCGUUGUGAACUUGAGCACCGCGCACGACAAGAAGUUGCCCCAUCCCUCCUGGUAAUUGGGCAACUUUUGCAAAUAAAUUAUGUCUGAGUGUGGGGAAUGUAAAUUAAGAUGACUCGACGUAUUUUGAAAGAUAAGACAUUGAGGUUUUAUAAUAAGUAACGCUUUGAUGUCAUACAAGCAAGCCAAACACCCGUGAGUCCAAAUGUGCACUUCACAUUUCCAAAUCAUAAAACGAAUAUCAUAAACAGUGUCAAUGUUUAUGAUCACUAUGUUUGAUGUACAGUAACAAGAUGACAUGUCGUCAUACCCUGGGUUGUUCUGAACAGAAUGAGUCUGUUUGUUUAUUGUUAAGAACAUUCGCCUGAGCAUACGCACCUGAAUGCACUCAUGACUCCUUUCUAUGAGCACCAAAAUUACGAUCUGUUUCUCUGAAUUGCCUUGUGAAAGCCAAAGACUGUACGAUCGUAUUUUAUAACUUAGCUAGUCAUGUUGGCAAUAGAACAAAUCAUGCCCACCUGACCCAGAUUGCUAUUUAUAAUGGACCGUUUUUGGAUUGUGUAAAGAGGAACAGUAAUUGUGGGAUGGCGGGGAUGCAGGGUUGUGUUCCAAAUAAAACAACUACAACUGUGCUUGCUCUAGAUCCUUAACGGGACAGCUAGGAGAGCUCAAAAAAGCACCUUAUAGUUGAAGACACUUCUUUGAGUCAUAAAAGUGCAUUGAAAUUACUUAGGAACCCUGCACGCUUUGGAGAGGUGUGGGGCCAUUGGAGACACCAGAUAGUCCUCUCACUCAAACCCUUGUCAUUGUUUUGUCUUAUGUUGCACCUACACCACAUUUUCCAGGAAUAAUCUUAUGUUACUGAAUGUAUCCAUACUAUUUAUAAACAAAUGCGGCGAAAAUUACAGUAAAUGUAAAAUGCACAUAAAAUCAACAGUGUAAUGUUGUCGAGUGAACUGUUGUGUACUCACGUUUGAUCUAAUAAUUUCUCCAUUAUCUCCAAACUGUUCCCUUUCAAUUGCUACCAUGGUUAUGCAUAUGCAUUUCAUAUUUAUUCUGUAAGAAACAUUUCAAUUUAGCCCUAUCCAUAUAGGCCAAUUCCCACAAGGGUUAAGACCCUCGAUAUUUAUUGGAAAGGAUCAUCAAACUUAUCAACGUGCACAUUCACCACCCUUAUUUAAUCGUUAGCCUAAUAAACUGUGCAUGCUUUUCCAUGUCGUAGUGGGAGGACCCAAAAAAUAGCAUCACAUGACUGCAAAUUACCCACGAUAUGAUGGUUAUUAUAUCAACAAUUGCAAUAUCAACAAUAUUCUAUCCCAAAAAAUAAGUUUGUCACAUUAUCUAUUUCACAGACAAAAAAAUUAUAAACCCUUGUCAAAGUAUUUAUGCUGAACAAAAAUAUAAACGCAACAUGUAAAGUGUUGGUCCCAUGUUUCAUGAGGUGGAAUAAAAGAUCCCAGAAAUGUUCCAUAUGCACAAAAAAACGUAUUUCUCUCAAACUUCGUGCACAAAUUUCCCUGUUAGUGAGCAUUUCUCCUUUGCCAGGAUAAUCCAUCCACCUGACAGGUGUGACAUAGCAAGAAGCUGAUCUUGCUGAUCAUUACACACAUGCACCUUGUGCUGGGGACAAUAAAAGGCCACCCUAAAAUGUGCAGUUUUGUCACACAACAAUGCCACAGAUGUCUCAAGUUUUGAGGGAGCAUGCAAUUGGCAUGCUGACUGCAGGAAUGUCCACCAGAGCUGUUGCCAGAGAAUUGAAUGUUUAUUUCUCUACCAUAAGCUGCCUCAACGUCGUAUUAGAGAAUUUGGCAGUACGUCCAACCGGCCUCACAACCGCAGACCACGUGUAACCAUGCCAGCCCAGGACCUCCAGCUUCUUUACCUGUGGGAUCGUCUGAGACCAGCCACCCGGACAGCCGAUGAAACUGAGGAGUAUUUCUGUCUGUAAUAAAGCCCUUUUGGGGAAAAUCUCAUUCUGAUUGGCUGGGCCUGGCACCCCAGUGGGUGGGCCUUGCUCCCAAGUGGUUGGGCCUAUGCCCUCCCAGGCCCACCCAUGGCUGUGCCCCUGCCCAGUCAUGUGAAAUCCAUAGAUUACGCCUAAUUUAUUUAUUUCAAUUGACUGAUUUCCUUAUAUGAACUGUAACUCAGUAAAAUCAUUGAAAUUGUUGCGUGUUGCAUUUAUAUUUUGUUCAGUAUAGUUUUGUUGACAUUUAGGAAAGUUUACCAACAACGUCUGUUUCCAUUAGGCCUGUCGUGAGUUUUUUAUGCGACAUGUACUUUACUCGGUUGGAUGGAAACAUGGUUACUGACAAAAGCAUUUCUUGAAGUCACAGAUAUAAAUGCAACGGUGCACGUGUUGCCCUAGAAUCUGUUAAAUCUCACGUUGUCCUAAAAUAACUAACUAUAGCAUAAUUCUGUCCCCCUGUCCCUCCCGACCAUCCAUAUCCUCCCAUGUUCCCCUCCUCCCUCCCCCUUCUUCAUGUGCCCACCUGUCCUCUCCCCCAAGAGUUUGAAACAGUGUGUCCCCCAGCGCCCCCUGGCUACUGACCCAGGCAGCCUCCCCCUGCCACCCCAGAUGGGACUCAGCCAGCGGGGUAAGGGGCGGACGCCCAGUGCCCCGGAGGUGGGGAAGGAUGGAGGACUGGAGCUGGUGAAGGAGACCCCAGAGGACAUCCUGUCCCCGAGAGAGACGCCUGAAUCCCUCAGUGACUCCCUCUACGACAGCCUGUCCUCCUGUGGCAGCCAGGGC